Messenger RNA from Chroicocephalus ridibundus (black-headed gull), 17508 nucleotides. It is a transcript of the gene ZBTB40, whose product is annotated as zinc finger and BTB domain containing 40. Lineage: Eukaryota; Metazoa; Chordata; Aves; Charadriiformes; Laridae. Gene Ontology annotation, biological process: regulation of transcription by RNA polymerase II. Bases 7329 to 11015 code for a protein of 1228 amino acids. The transcript is spliced from 17 exons. Gene Ontology annotation, cellular component: nucleus. The record is from RefSeq and is a predicted model, not a curated record. Gene Ontology annotation, molecular function: protein binding; DNA-binding transcription factor activity, RNA polymerase II-specific.
CCAUCCGCUGCGGGACGGCCCUGAGGGGGCCCAGGUUCCGUCCCUGGCCCGCCCUGCCGGGGCCUGGCCCGGCCACCCUCCCUCCCUUAGCGCUAAACCCGGCGCGGGGGCCCGCGCGGGGCGGUGCGUCUCCUCCGGGGCAGGGACCAGGAGCGCCCGUCCUUGCCCGCGGGGAGCCACCGGCCCUCACCAAGCCUUUGAGGGCGGCUGAAGGGAGCUCUGCGGGCUGCCCCGGCCUGCAGAGUAGCCGGGAGGUGGAUCCCCCCGGGAGCGGUGUGUUAAAUCAGGGUGUGCUUGACGGGUGCUGCGCGGCGGGGGCGGCGGGCGAAAACGCGGCGGAUUGUGGCGCCUCUCAUUUACACCACUGCCCGUGUCCCUCCUGCCGAAGGGAGCUGGCUGAUUGCAUCGCUGCCGUGGAAAAUACGGCACGGCUCAUUUCUUUUGCAGCCUACACCUAAAACAAAAGAUUCUUCCGCUAGAAUUUCCGCUCUGCCAGUGAGCCGGUCACCUGGGUACCGCUGCCCCCCCAAAGAUGUUCUUCAUUAGAUGCACUGUACGGCCCCUGAGCUGUGUCCCCUGCUUGGGCAGAAGCUGUGAAUCUCUCCAGGCAGGCAUGGAAGGGAAUUAUCUUGCACUUCCAUGCGUUUUGCCGUAGCAGAUUCCUCUCCUUUCUUCGGAACGCUAAUAUGUCUGUUCACCGAGAUGAUUGUUGGAAGACUGACCCAUCAAGAGACAAAUAAAUAGGGGGUUUUUUUGCGCUCUGCCAAGAAAUCAGUGGUCUGAUUCAGUUUUUUGUGUGAUCACCAGCUCGACAGAGCUGCGGAGGAGGAGCAGGGCUGCCCCGUUCAGUAGCAGCUUGUUCCUAGGUUGUAUUAGAUUUAUUAUGGAAAUGUGCUGAGGUGGGUCUGAGUCAAUAAAACCCAUCUCCUCCCCAGGGAGAGACAGGCUUGUAGGUGAGUCUUGGGGGUAAUUUCUUCUCUGGGGGACCGGAAGGCUGGCACACCUGAUUUAUUGGCCCAGUGAUGACAUAAGGCAGCAUGAUUCUGCAGGGGUUUGAUUCAGAUGUACCAAGUGUCUUGUGUUUGAGGAGGAACUUGUGUUUCAAACCCGGGUCCAAGGACAGAGCGAUGCAGGAGCAGGCUGUUGGAGUACAGACCGGAAUGGCGGUCCUCUCCCAGCUGUCACCCCAGCCCCUGUGCCCUGCUCAUUCGCUCUUGGUUCAUCUCUCCAGUAUAUUUUGAGGUAACUGCCACAACACGCUGCUUAAACAAGGUGCUGAGAAUGUGCCUGUUGUCACCCAGACCGCAGCUCAGCGGUUACAGAAAUCUUCUAGGAGAUGGGGGAAGCGAGUUGGCUUCCUGGGUAAGUGCCGUUAAGGCUUUUACAUUGCUGCAUCCUCCUCUCUCUGUGUUGUAAAGCAGCUGCACUCGUGUUUGAAGAGUUGUUGUGGGUCCUUUUGCCUUAAUGGAUUUUCAAGGCUGUGGAGGCCUGAAGGAGGAGGUGACAGUGGUGGAAGUUCAGGUGCUUCCUGGCUUGCUAUCUUGAUAGAUUUAGCUUGGAGUAAUUUUGUGUACUUUACUAACAAGUCUGUGGGAAUCUGUCCCCAUUUUGGGCUGACCACACUUGAGAAGUGUCAUUUAAAAGCUUUUUUUUUCCCCUUUGUGCUUGAAGAGGCCUUUGGAUGAAGGCACCUUACGGCUGUGUUGUACCUUGUCUGCUUUUGGGUGUAAUAAAUGUCUUCUGCACUUCUGCUGUCAGCAAAAUGGAUUGCAAAAGCUGGUCAAAGUAGUGUUUUGUUGUUGUUGUUUUUUAAAUACAGAAGCCACUAAUAAACGACAACAUGCGGUCUUCUCUGAUGUAAACCUACCUGGCAAACAGGAGCUCAGAUGUCCAGCUUCUGUUUUUUGAGGACAUUAUGGCAACCUGCAAAACGUCAUUCACGCUUUAAGUGUUCUUGGGCAUGGUGAGACAUGGACGAGCAGAGACUGGGGCAAACUUUGGCUGUCGCUUUGGGCUUGUGCUGGUUUCCCACUGCGUGAUUUUGUGCUCUCCUUGGGGCAGACCUAUUCCAGGAGGCAUAGGCAGCAGCCCUCGCUUUGAAGAGUAAUGGAAAACUUGCUGUUAAGAGUUGGAGCAUACCUGUUUGUUUUUCAAUCUAUUAUAUUUCCAUUCAGAGCAUCAGUGCAGACAGAUAGCCAAAGUGUUGCGUGUUUUUGAGAGGUAUAUUCUGCUGCCUUUAGAGACCGCAGAGCGUUGAAUUUAGUCAAAGUGUUGCUUAUUUUCCCCUGUUAUCUGUCUGCACUGAUGCUUUGAACUGAAAUAAAAUAGAUUGAAAAACAAAUUGGUGUGCCCUGGCUCCCCGUACUGGAUUUUACAUUAUCCUCUGGGAGAGCUGCCUGCUCUGGCCCUCUGGAACACCCCAGAGAAAGGUAAUGACCCCUCAGCCUCUUUCAGCACUACAAAGACUGAAUUACUUUUGGUGGGAGAGGUAAGAAAAUUGAAUUGCAGUACGUGAUUUUCUGGCUUUCCAGUAACCCUCUUUGUAAGGUCAUCAUCUUAGUAACAAGAAAACAGGAAACUGGUAAACACACACAGAAAGUAUUCAGAUUCUGAUUUAAGGCUGUCACUGUCCUUAACUCCUCAGAGCUGAAAAGCCCAUUGUUUGGAGGCUGCUGUCGUACCUGAGGGACUGCAGGGCCAAGGAACACGAGAGAACGCAUCUCGGCUUUCUGUCCUGCUGCGUUUACCGAUUUACAUGAGUCUUUUGAAAUGAGCCUUUGAAUAAAGUGCAAAAUGGGUAGAGGUGGGGUGAGCUCCUCUCGCAGGGGCAGGGAGCCUUCCUGGGCUGGGACCUGCUCUUGCUUCAGUGACCACUUUGGGUUUUAGCUCCCCUGAGCAGAAAGCUGAGAGUGCUGGGAACAGGAGGGUGGUUGGGCUGUUCCUGUGAGACCCCCAGGUCUGCUCUAACAGAAGCGGCAUUUACUUCAGACAGAAUUACAGAGAAGCUGGAUUCUUCCAUUUUGCUUAUCUCUUUCUAUCCACUUUAUUUGCUUCUGCCUGCUUUGUUUUAGCUUUUUUAGAGCUUGAAUAGGAACUGGUUUUUUUCUACUUUUGCAGCAGGUAUACAGGCUGCUUUUAGGAAGCGUCAUUAUCCGUCCGUGCAUUGCGGUGCACAGCACUGUGCUGGCAGCAGAGGGAGCGCAAGGCUGUGGGUUUGUGCCUUUAAAAAGCUGUGAUGGUAUUGCUUAAUUUCUUGGCGGUGCAGCAAUAUUUUUUUUUUUUUUUUUUUUUGAAAGCUAAAAAGCCUGCUCCAUGUGCAUCCCAAGGAAUAAUUUCAGGCAUGGAACACGUCUCAUGCUGGCCACUGAGAUGCUACUAAUCAAUGCAGGAAGGAGCUGUUGGCAUUAUUUUAUUAAUGCCAGCAGGUGUGUUGACCAGCACCUUGUAAAAGGCCUUAAUUAUGGAAGUGAGGGGCAUACAGAAUCUUUUUGCUAAGGCCACGGAGGCAUUUAAAUUCUUUCUGUGCCUUGUCCUGGGCUUUCUGAUCACGUGAGAUACUGCAGCAGCCUCGUAACUGUGAGGGAGGGUUGGUCUCAUCUGUGCAUCGUUGGAACACCUAUCUUGGUCGCGUCUAAUUGCUAAAGUGCUCGGUCCUAAAUUUCAAUUAUCUUUUGAUGAACCUAGUGACGUGGAUGGCUUUUGAAUCUGUUGAAUAUAGAUCAAAGUAAUUCCAUGAAUAAUGAAGGGAAGUAAUUUAAUUUGGAAACUCCUUUUGAGUUCUGUAGAUAGAAUUGGGUGUUCCUUCUUUCCUCCUCUUUGAAGAGGCAUUGUUGCCAUCAACAUAUCCUUUUCAUGUUGUAAUGUAGCUUAAAGAAAAAUACACCAUCCCCUCAAACUGUGGAAGUGUAUGAGGACAGGAGUACCUGGGAAAAGGAAGAAAGAGCUGGAACUAUAUGGUGGAGGGUGGUGUUUGCUGCAGACGCUUUCGGGACCUCCCAUACUUGUGAGGUUCAGAAGAAGGGGCUUCUUUGCUGAAGUGGGUGUCCUGAGAGCAGUCACAGGUGAUAACUGCUGCCUAAGGCCAACAGGAGGACAUCUAUUGACAUGUAGUUAAGUAAAGCAUUAUGAAUUCUGUGCACUUUUGGAAAUUUGUCUCAAAUUGAUUGACUUCGCAGUCUCACUGGAAGCCGGUGGAAUGAAAACUCCUAAGCCACCUUCGUGUUCUCCCUGGGAAGCUGGCAAGACAAGGCUUAAGAUGUCCCCUGACGUUCCUCAAAAGUUUCAUUUUGCAAAGCCUGUUUGUUGUGCAGCUAAGAUGAGCAAGUAUUUCUGUCUCCUCUGUCCCUCCUUCUGACUCGAGAUGAUAUUUUGGAAGAGGGCAGUGCCUGUGUGGCUCAGGUGUCAGAGGUCGCAGAAGCAGCCCAUGUAAACCAUAUUUGCCUUAAGUUUGAUAUUCACAAGAAGUCCCCGGUGAGCCUGCCUCCAAAGAGAAUGAGAGAAGCAGCUUUAAGCUGAAAAAGUUGUGAAUGGCUUUUUCUUACCAGUGGUGCUGGCAGAGGCAGAUGGCUCGUGCCCUGUAAGCACUCAUCACUGCUGAGGUGUGUUGCCUGCUCUCGGAGAGAUUCCCAGUUCAGCCCAGUCCCCCUGCCAAACAUCCCAAAAGCCAUGUAGAAGAUGAGUGCUGAGGCUGGGAGGUGAAGCUAGAGAAAUUCAGGUAAGAAAUGAGGCAGGUAAUUUAAGAGUUGGAAUAACUAUGGCAGUGGAGGGUCCUCCCCCUAAAAAUCAGUUCUUAUCAUGACUGGGCACCCUGCUGGAAGAGAAGCUUGAGCCAAGCCCCAGUUACUGAGUCUGGAAAUCUAGGAGGCAGUCACGGAUGAGAAAUCAGAUUGCUGCUGGUGGUCCCUUCUGCCAUAGGCUUUGAAGAAAAGCCUGACCUGUGUUCUAAGUAGGGGGCAAUUGCCUUGAGAAUGGUCUUGGCCAUCACCCCUCCUUAAAAAUAAAAAAGUCUGUUCUCUUUGGCAGUACUGGAUCUUUGGGUACCUAUCUAUAGUUAAAGAGGUAAAAUGUAUUUAAACAAAUAUGUCUGAUCUAAUUGCUCAGGACACAUUUUCCAGGGCUCUGAGUUGCUGUAAUAAAGACGGGGCGGUGCUGCUAGGCUGCUUAGAGUUUCACUGUUUUGAGCUGUCAUGGGCAAAUAUAUCUUUUAUAUCUUGCCAGGAAUAGAGGGAGCAGACGGCGCUGCUGCUUCUUCCAACUUGCCACAGUGGAAGCGAUAGGUUUUAUGCAGAAGGCUAUUCAUGGCAAAGUGAGCAGGCAUCUCUUCCAGGACAUUGAUGUUUCCUGCUUGUCCUUUCGUAGGAAGAGCCACAGCUAUUAUUAUUUAACCAGCAGACCCAAUUUCAUCUCAGAUACUGGAAGUCCUUCAGCUCUAGGGAAGGAGUGGGUGGACUAAAACCGCUAUUACAUUGAGUCUGGCAAAAGAAACGGGUCUCUUUCUUCUCCCACGACCAGCAGCAACUCCGCUGAUGGCAGCUUGGUUACUUGUGAUUUACAGCGGCGUGGGAGGAUAGCAGAGCCCGCGUGUUUAAUUGGCUGGAAGUGCAGGUGGCUGGCCCUGUGGAUCUGGUACUUGCAAUGUAGCAGAGAUGAGCUGCAGACCAGACGGCCCUUGGUAGCGAUGUGCCCAGAGAAGCUCUGGCUCCUGGGAAGCAGGAGGGUGGGCUAUCAGGAACUGCUUAGGUUUCCCUGCCUCCCAGAAAAGGACCCACCCACCCACUCACCCUGUGCUCUCGCUUCAAAGGUAUUCAGAUGGAGAGCAUGACAUCUCUGCUUUGAGAUGAUGUCAAAACCAUCUGUGAUCUUAUCCCGAUGAUUGAAAAGCAAGUUACAUAGUACUUUGUCUUUAAAGCACGGAGGGGCUCUUGGCUGAGCAGGAGAGCUCCCAUGCGCAGGUGGUAUCCACCAACCAGUUGCUCAGCUGGCUGUAGCUUUGGUAUGAAGUGAUGGCUCUUGGCUCCUCCUGUCUUCCCGCAGCCACCGCAGGCAGUGUCACACAGAAGGACAGCUGGGGUCCUGUCUCCCUAUGGGCAGGAGGUCCUGCUUCCCACAAAGUCUGAACUCCAGAGGGGCCAGCACCUUGCAGGAGUGAGAUGCCAGCUCAACCUGUGCCCAGUGUCUGCUCACCACUUGCAAUUUGGUGCAAGCUGGGAGUUGCUCUGAGCCUGCUUCCGUGCGAGGCGGCGCUUCAAGGUGGUGUAUGAGCCUCAGCUCGUUAAAGCUCCUGCCCAGCUGAUAGGCAAUAUUACUCCUGCUCUCUACAAGAGAGUAAUAAGCUGGGUGCAAAGAUGUUAAGCAGCUGAAGGUUAUGCAAAUUGUGUCCAUCCAGGUGCUCUUCCUCUGGUGCUCAUGCUGUUUUGUUUCAGCAUCGUUGCCAGCACUGGUGUUGGACGUCCUAGUGUGUAGACAAGGCAGUAACAUCUUUAUCUUGUCUAGUUUAGAUAAAAACUCCAGAUAUCCUGCUGAUAAAAAUUCUGUUGGCAGAUGUCCUAUCUGUACUGCCUCCCGCAACGGUGCGGGGGGAAAAAAGGAGGUUCUGGUAAACGGGAUUAGGGCUGUGGACUUCUGCAAGAAAUUAUAGCUGGGGGGGGAAGGACUUGUAAAUCAACGAGUUAGGGCCGUGGUGUGCUGAGAAGGGAGGUGCUGAAGCCCCCAUCUGCCAGCAGACCUCGAUCUCCAAUGCUCACUUGCCCCUGCUGAUCUUAGCACUGAUGUGGGGAGAAAAUUAACUGGUCCCAAACCGCUUAGUGCUUUGCAGGUCUAAACCAACACCUCGGAUUCUCUGUGUUUGGUAGCUGGUUUGAACAGGUCCUCCUGCACUGCUUCCCCACCUGCCCUUUCAGAAACCAGCUCCCGAAUUCAGCAUCGGUGCCUGACCUGAAGAGCAUUCAUACCUCCUUCAGCUCUGCCAGGGGCACGUCAGGGAGUUUCUUCUCCCUUUUAUAGCUCCUGGGACUCAGUACUCGUCUUCAAGCUCCUUCUGAAGUACUUCUAUUGCAACAGUAUCUAGACCCUUCAGCUCUAAUGGGGUAAGUUGCUGAAUUUGGGGAGUGCGAGUUCAGAAGGGGGCCUCUUCUUGCUGUAACUGCUGAACUGCAGCAGAGGAAGCUACUAGGAGGCGUAAACUGAAGAGUAAUUUUUGCUUGCUCUUUCUUUCUCUCUUGGCAUCAUCUGAGCAAAUUGCUAACGGGAUCCUUUGUUUUUUCACUAGCUGGGCUUUGUGAAAGCGGUGUGGAGAGCACAGCGAGAGGAGGCCAGGAGACUCUGGUGCCAUGGAGCUUCCCAGUUACAGCAAGCAGCUGCUGCAGCAGCUGUACGCUCUCUGCAAAGAGCAGCAGUUCUGUGAUUGCACCAUCUUCAUUGGGAAUGUUCACUUCAGAGCACACAAGGUGGUUUUGGCUGCUGCCAGCCUGCUUUUUAAAUCCUUGUUGGACAGCACAGACACCAUCUCCAUUGAUGCUUCCGUGGUGACCCCAGAGGAGUUUGCACUCUUGCUGGAGAUGAUGUAUAGUGGCAAACUCCCACUGGGGAAACACAAUUUCACCAAAGCAAUCUCUGUGGCAGAUAGUCUGCAGAUGUUUGAUGUGGCUGUUUGUUGCAAAAACCUCCUCAGGGACCUCAUCAGCUGUUCAACUCAGGACCCGGUAGUGAGAGAAGUCUCCGACCAGGCAUCAGACUCAUCUGGAAACCAUGCUGAAGCUAAUGACCUGCCUCAGUCUGAAAAACCUGCUGAAGGAAAACCAGAUAUCCUCCUCCCUCAGGCAGUUUCCCCUUCUCCUGGCCCUGUAGAAGCAGAAAUGGAAGCAGAUGUUUCUCCUCCUGGCCAGGAACUUACCAUGAAUCACAGCUGGGUUCACCAGGAUGCGAUGCCGAGUGACUCCAGAUCCCUCCGGGAGGAUUCACGCUCUUGUCCUCAUCGGCCUGCCCGUGCCGAGCGGGAUGGCAGUGCAGAAGAGGAGCUUGCUGAGCCGCCGCAGGUGAAAGGAGGACCGAGGGAUUUAGCAGAGAGCAAAAGCUGUAAACUGGAUUUCUUUCUUCGAUAUGAAAGUAUUUUCUCUGAGGCCCUUUCUGAUGCCCGAGCUGUGCUGAAAAGACUAGAAGAGUGCAGAGAAAUUGAUGCCUCUCAAAAGGAGGCUGUGGCCACCUGCCUGGCGGAGACGGGGGAGCAGUCAGUGUUCAAGAAGCUGCUGAGCAAAGUGAAGGAUGCGCAGACCCUGGCUGCUCAGACCCUCGUGUCUCUACUGAGGCUGUUUCAAGAUGCAAACCCCAAGCUGAGAGCGGCUUUGCUGGAGGGGGAAGGGGGCAGUGGAGAAGCCCUGCAGCAAACAGAGAGCACAGACGAGGGAGAGACGCUGACCGCUCGCUUGCUGGGACACAGGGAGGAGCUGAUCCAGAGCGUGACACAGCUGAGCCCCAUUGUAGAGUUCCUGGAGGUGGCAGAAGAGGGAUUCCUGACUGCCUCGGAGAAGCGGGUAGUUUUGGAUUGCUGCGAAGGCGGCUCUCAAAGGGAAGCCGUGGACAACCUGCUCAGGAAGGUGCAUGAAGAGAAAACCCUGAAAGCGGAAAGUUUGGUCAAACUUCUGGGGGCUGUGAAAGCAUCAUUCCCUGGCCUUCACCUUCUGCUGGACAACUUGGUGGCAACAGCAAAUGUCUCUGAUGUCAAAGCCAAGUGGAGCCCAGAGGAUUAUGGAGACAAACUGUUGAGACGAUACCGAGAAAACUUAGUGGAGCUCCUCACGGACACCCAGACGCUGCUGCAGGGCAUCUCUGCUGCACAGAGCCUGGCUCCUGCUGAGAGGGAGGCAAUGGAGCAGGUUGUGAAGCGAGAGGACGGCGGUUUUGCCUCCCUUGUGUCGGCGGCGUUGGAGGAGCGGUCUCUGUCGGUCUCUGCCGUUUGGCAGCUGCUGCUGGCUGUGCGGGAACCUGCACCGCUGAACCUGCUCAUGGAGGAGAUCCGGAAACAACCCGGCGCAGAGUUUUUCUUCCAAGCAGUGGCCACCAGCGAGAGCGCAGCCAUUGAGAUCAUCCUGCGGCACAGCAAGCUGAUCUCGGAGACCAUCCAGCGGCGAGCGGACCUGGAGGGCUUGGCCCCAGGGGAGGCAGGACUCACAGAAGCAGUAAAAGAGCUACUGAGUAUUUCUGCUCAGAAAGAAAGUUCAGAGGCCUCCUUGAAAGCAGCUCUGAGCACAGCCCAAGAGAAGUCUGUCCUGGCCAUCAAGAUCUGUCAGCUGCUGUGCAGUGUCCACGAGUCCUUCCCGGACCUGCAGCCGGUGAUGCAGGAGCUGGGGCAUGUGGGUCUCUUGACUGAGGGAACUGGGGAGAAGUCUGGGAUCAGGAAGUGGAAGGUGAACAGUGAAUCCCAAGUUGAAGCUCUGGACAAAGAUGAGGACAAGGCAGGAGGUGCCGGUGCCAAGGAACCAAAGGAACACCAAGAAAAAGCUUCUUCCAAGAAGAGUUUUGUCUGCAAAGCCUGCGAUAAAACCUUUCACUUCUACUGCCGCCUGAAGGUGCACAUGAAACGUUGUCGGGUGGCCAGAGGAAAGCAAAUCCAGUGUAAGGAGUGCAGCGAGGUCAAAUCAACAAAGAAGGAACUGGAGAAGCAUCAGCUGGAGGUCCAUGGGAUGGUGGGAACAGCCAAGAAGAAGAAGAAGCGGCUCCCUGUGGCGUGUGACAUCUGUGGCCGAGAGUUUGCUCAUGCCUCAGGGAUGCAGUACCACAAGCUGACGGAGCACUUUGACGAGAAGCCCUUCUCCUGCGAGGAAUGUGGGGCCAAGUUCGCAGCAAACUCCACGCUGAAGAACCACCUACGGCUGCACACGGGGGACCGGCCCUUCAUGUGCAAGCAUUGCCUGAUGACCUUCAUGCAGGCCUCCGCCCUUGCUUACCACACCAAGAAGAAGCAUGCUGAGGGGAAGAUGUACGCCUGCCAGUACUGUGACGCUGUGUUCGCCCAGUCCAUCGAGCUGUCGCGCCACGUCCGGACUCACACGGGGGACAAGCCGUAUGUCUGCCGGGAGUGUGGGAAAGGCUUUCGCCAGGCCAACGGGCUCUCCAUCCAUCUCCGGACCUUCCACAACAUCGAAGAUCCCUACGACUGCAAGAAGUGCCGGAUGAGCUUUGCCACCCUGCAGGAGCACCGCAAGCACGUCCACGAAGCCCACUCCCGGGAGUACCACCCCUGCCCGACCUGCGCUAAAGUCUUCAGCGCCCCGUCGCUCCUGGAGCGCCACAUGGUGACCCACGUCGGAGGAAAGCCCUUUAGCUGUGACAUCUGUGACAAAGCUUACCAGCAGUUGUCAGGGUUAUGGUAUCACAACCGGACCCACCACCCUGAUGUCUUUGCAGCUCAGAAUCACCGCUCCUCCAAGUUCUCCUCCCUGCAGUGCAGCUCCUGUGACAAAACCUUCUCCAGCACUGCUGCUCACCGAAAGCAUGUCAAGGCAGAGCACGCAGAUGUGAAGUUCCACGAGUGUGAGAUGUGCAAGGAACUCUUUCCCACGCUGGCUCUUCUGCAGGUCCAUGUGAAGUGCAGGCACUCAGGCUCCCAGCCGUUUCGCUGCUUGUACUGCUCAGCAUCCUUCCGCUUCCCAGGGGCCCUGCAGAACCACGUCACCACCGAACACUUCAAGCAGACGGAGAGCACCUUCCCCUGUGAGCUCUGUGGGGAGCUCUUCCCCUCCCAGGACGAGCUGGAGGGGCACUACAGCACUGAGCAUCCCAAGGUGGUCUUCUCCCAAGCCACCACGACCCAGAUUGUGCAGGUAAUUCAGACAUCGGAGCAAGGAGCAGCAGAACACAUCAUCUCUUUUGAUGAGGCACAACUUGCUGGCUCCCAAGUCUUUGUGACGUUGCCUGAAUCUCAGAUGAGCCAAGCUGGCUCCGAGCUGGUGGCAGUGACCAUGGAGGACUUGUUUGAUGACAAAGUCACUCUGAUUUGUGAAGAAACCAAGGGAGAGUGAGCAGCGGGUGCCCAUGCAUGGCGCCCAGUAUCCACUAGACUCGUUCAGGAGCUGUACAUGCCGCUCCAGCAGGGAGAUUCGGGGUUUCUUUGGGAAAGCAGCCCCGGGGAUGUUACGCUGCAAAAGAAAUGGCAUGCAGCAAGCACAGCAUGGCCAAGGACAGGAGGAGUUUGUAGACGUUCGCAAGGGCCUGGGAACUCGCCCUGCAGUCAGCAGCUGCCAGCUCAGGUGAGCUGGACCACUCAACCCUCCAGGCUCAAGAGAAAUAAAGAAGCAGAGGAAAAAAUGGGAAUUGUGUGUAUUCACAUGUGAAGAGAGUGGAGAGGAGGAGACCAAUGCAGGACAAAGCUGGGCCAGUAUGGGUAUGUGAAACCAAAGAAAAAGCUGCCCCGAGAAUUCGGGGUGGAGAUUAUAGCUGAAUCAGUGAUGCGCUUGCAGGUAUCUGCUACUCUGCAGGAUGCAUAAGGGCUGCUUUGUUCCUCGGUUGCUCUCCCUGUACCGUUGUGCCGCCCGUUGUGCCAGCUGGAAAAGUCCUCCAGUGCAGCUGACGUUUGGGCCUCAAGCAGAGACUGGGGAGUUGUGCUAAAUGGCUUGGGAGCUGCUCAGGCACCGCCGCGUGCGUAGCACCGGUCUGAUCCCAUCCAUGUCUUUGCUGCGGCUGUCCCUUACAAAGAAGGGUCACGGGCAGGUCCGGGCGUCCACAUCCUCUUUGCGAGCAAGCAGCCCUGCCCUCUCCCACCUCCCCUCUAAUUCACCGAGGACGCGCUGAAGCUGCUGCAUCUGAGAAAGGGCUGUGUCUGCAUGGCAGGGCCCCCGUGACUGGUAUCAGCAGAUUGGCACUAAUGAAGGCAUUUCUGUCUCAGUGUGCUGCUGUGACUGCACACAGACGUUCCCCGUGGCACACAGGGCAUUGCUUUGUAAAACGCAUUCAGAUACCUGCCGUAAAGUUUGCUUGUCUGGUGCCAGCGCGAUGCAACAGCUUCAUUGCAGCACAGCGGCCCCUUUAAGGCUAAAUUUCAUAAGGCUUUUUUAUCUGCCGUUUCCUAAAAUAUAAUCUGAUAAUUAAUGGUUUGCUGAAUCCAUUAUGAAGUGCAAUUAGAUAGAUGCAGGUUUCCUGUGGCUCUAAGGGGACUGGUGGCAUUUAUCUUCCUUUCCCUCAUGCCAAAAGGUUGAACUCCGCCACUGCGAUAUUUACAUACUGAGCGGUGAUCCCCGCCGCAUCUCGCAGCCUGAGACCCUGCGGCGAGCAGCGCUCCUUUCAUCACGCUGCCCAGAGCCACGGCAGUGCAGGGGAUGAACAGAUUGGAGUGUUCCAGCAGCAUCUUGCGCUGGUUGCUCACAGCCACCAGGCAGAGAUGGCGACGCAGGAGAGUGCCAGGGUGGUUAUGCCAGUGAGAUAGUUUGUUGUUCCUGUUAGAGCUUGGAGAAGUGAACAACAAGGGGUGACCCCAGGAGAGGGGCUUCGUGGAGCUAAUGUUCUCUCUGGCAUUUUUUUGGGGUGUGCGGCAGCAAGCACAUGACGCUGUUGAAGUGUUUGUUGCACAUGUCGUGAAAGUGCCUCCACCUUUCUCUUCCUCAGUUGCAUGCGCAGCUUGUCCUCCAGGCUGUGCCGUGAUGAUGAAAUGGAGGAAGAGUGAGGUUAAGUUGCCACUGAAUCCAGGAAUGACCAGGAGAUGGUGCUCAAGGUCUUGAGGAUUAGUGCUAACGGCCAGGUGCCCUUGCACCUUUGCUGAAGCUCCUCUUGGCCUUCCCAGGCCAUACCCAGCUUCUGGGCAGGUGUGGAGAGACCUGGAGCCACCACCAAGCCGAAGGACAACUCCAAGCUCUGGACAGGGCACCUCCAAUCCCUGGUUGUCGCUGCUUAAAGAAGAGCUUGAGACUAGGCUGUGGAGAAAGAGUGGGUAGGCUGUGGAGAGCACAGAGGGUACUGCUGGAGACCAUCUCAUGCCUGCCUGGAAACAGAAGAGCUGAGCGUGGUGCUUAGGAUGAGCACAGGGAUGGUGACAGAACAAGCAAGUGCGUCUUGAUGGUCACAGAGCCGAUGUGUCGGGAGGUAAGCGGUGGAUUUUCUCCCACAGGCUGCUGGAGGUAGAAGCUGUUUCCCCCUUUUCUGGCUCCACGGGAGCUGUGGAACACAGCCUGUAGCACAGGCUAGGUGAAGCUGAUCUCCCUUUUUUUCCUGAAAAACUCUGGAGGAAGACUAAAGGUUUAGCAGGGUUUGGGGAGAAGUUGCCUCAUUUAUAGCCCCCUUAUAAGGCUUAGCUUGGGAGAAGCAUGCAAGUGAUGCAUUUUGACUUUGAUCCCUUUGGUCCCUAUUGACCGAGUUUUGUCACAGUUGAAGGGGGACAGUGUAAAUCACACAUCAGGUGAGGUUCAGGCUCACAUCUGCUGUUUAGGGUCAUCUCUCCUGCCUUUGUGACCAGCAAGAGCCUGCGUAGAUGUAUCCUCAGCAGAGUCCUGCCAGCAGUAUACGCCCAGUGAGAGCUCUGCGGCUGUACAGGGACUAUCAAGCAUCUCCUGUAUCAUUAUGAGGAGAUAAUAGCUCGGAUCCCCCUGUUCCAGUUCCUUCUUGAUGGAUGAAGUACGCACGUGAGAGCAAAUUGCAGUGUUAGCAACACCUCUAUCCUGCCUGGAAGGAAGAUGUGUUUCCCAGGGCACAUCCUGGUCUGGCGAGCCCAAUGCUGAAGAUGCUCAUCACUAGCGAUUUUUUUGUUAUGCUGCUUAUUCUUUUUUUUUUUCCCUCUGUAAAAAUAAAACACGGAGAAUGAAAGAUGCGGCUGCACAGUGACAAGUGUAAAGCAAUUAAUUGGAAGGAAGAAUCCUUAUUUCUGAAAAUGUGAUUUUUGCAGGUCGUCUUCCAGGUGCUGGGUGACCCAUUGGGUUACGUGGGGUCCUGUGCCCCGCUUGACCUUGGUGCCAUCUUCUGUAAGGGAGUGAAGGAGCUAUUGUCAGGUCAGGCUGGAGCACGGGACUGUCCUGCCCUUCGCUGUGUCCUCCUGUUGCAAGUGCCAGAUGCUUUUGGAAAAAGCGCAGGCUGUCUGUAACAGAAGCCUGGGGAGCAACGUCCCAUGGAGGACGUUAGGUCAGUUAAUGAUUUCUAUAUCUCCAUGCGUUAACUGGUGCCAUUUAGGGUGCAGGAUUAAGCUUGUGACUGUUAGGAAACGUCUGUUUUCUGCACCAACUUUCAUUCUGACCCGGUGUCUGUCCCGUUCACUGAAGGCUCCUUUGGAAAAAGGCAGGGUGCUGCUGGGUACAGCAACGGCUGUGAGCGGCCCCUGCUUGGCAUUUCCCAAGGCAAAGUGUAAUUUUGCAGCCCCAAGGUGUUAUUUUAACACAGUAUAAGUGAAUUCUGGGCUUUGGUUUUAGGUUUGGUUGUUGGGGUUUUUUUUGUGGUGUUUUUUUUUUUUUUUUUCUUAAAUCCAACCCAUUUGUGAUUAGGUGCAAAGAUGCCGCUGCCUUGCCCAGGAGUGAGGGAUGGAGGUGGCGGGAGCACAGAGGGAGCUGGGAUGUUGCUUGAAGCCUCUCCUGGGGGAGAGGAGGAGGAGAGUUGGGUACCAGCACUCUGAAAACCCUCCGUGUGAGUUGGGCAAGCCCUGGAAGCCCCUGUGCCCCGGCUGAUGCUGAUGUCUUGACAGAUUUCGUUACCGGUCUGGCAGGCUGCCAGCACGUCCCCAGCGAAUUCAAGCACUGGGAAAGGGAAGCGACGUUUCCAACGGCCUCCAGCUCAGCAAAAGCCAAGCGGCGUUUGGCAGGGCAGGGACGAGACGCUUCAGCAGCCAGAGGGAAUUCCCUCUCCUGAAUAUGGGCGGUUUGCUGCAGACAGUGAGAGCCGAGGCGCUUCCUGGGGAGAUGGGCUCCGUAACCUUUUUGUAAUGGGGAGGAGGAGGCUGGCUAAUGGACGGGGCUCGGCCGCCUCUCCAGCAUCAGUUAACGCGUCUAAUCCCCGCGCACAGUCAGCUGUACAGUGCCUUGUUGGAGUAAGUCACCACAAUUCCUGAUUUCCUGCGUUAAAACAGUAAUUCCUUUUAUUGGGUCUCCAGCCAGCCUUUCGCACAUGACGAGAGCGCAAGCAGAAGCUCUCAGUUUGCCUUCCCUGCACCAUUUAUGAUCACUUAAAGCAGGAAAUCUGCCCAGGUUCCUAAUCGCAUUUAAGCAAACCUGAUAAAGUGAGCUAGCUCUUAAUCCACUUAAUACGAGACGCGUGGAUGCUGUGUAGCGCCCGCUAUAUAUAGCUUUCCUCUACCGACAGGAGUGGGGCCAGGCAGCGCUCACGAGUCCGAUCAUGGCACCUGUUUUCUGUGACCUGCGAGGAAACAGAAAGUCCUUGCUGGCAAAGCGUGCGGGCAAGACAGAGGGUGGAGGAGCAAUAAGGAGCAGUGGGGAUCCCAAUUGCCUGGCACGCAGGCGCAGCCGAGCUGUGUGCAUCUUAACAUCGCUAAAUGUCAGGCUCCGUAUCUGGGAAGAGGUGAUGCCGGCCACGCGGAGAGAGGAGAGGACUGCGGUCAGGAUGUCUGAAAGCAUCCUGGGGUCCGCUGGUUGUAACCGGAGGCGUGCGGAGCCAUGAGUGAUGUUUGAGGGCUUUAGGAGCUGCUUUUGGCAGGAGUCGGGAGGCGUUUGCUGCUGCCCCCUGCUCUGAGCGUGGCUGCGGCUAGAUGUCUUUCCCAUACAGCUGCUCACCCACAGCAGCAUGUGACAAGUAAAUGACAAACUGGAGGCUGCGCAGGCAACAGCUACCAGCACAAGUCAAGGAGUGGAAAAUCUGCCUUAUUGCACGAGAGCGCGGGAGCUCUAAUUGCUCAGCGUGGUUAAGGAGUGACCUGGUGGCAGCGUUCACCCCGCUAUGCCAGGGGACUGCGUUUGCUCUCGUCUCUGUGUUCUAGCAAAGGCAAAGUGCUGAAGGGCAUCAGCGCUAGUAAGAGUCCAUCUGUGCAGAACACAAAUGCUUGGAUUUGCCUUGUUUCCCUUCCCCUUUUGGACACCCAGGAGAUGCCCAGCAUUGAGGGCAGUCCAGACAGCGACCUUUUCAACUUCGACGGGAGCAGGUGAUGCCUGUCUUGUUCCCAGGGAGCUCAGGGUCAAGUUUGCAGACUGAUAUUUCCUUCAUCCCCUGGAUCAGGGAUACUUACAGCCCUGCAGCAUAUGGGAAGUCUGGUCUGGGCAAGCUGUCUGCUUGCGUUCUUCUCUGUGCUUCCCAGACCUUCUCCCACUGCCCCAGAGCCCCUUGCAGAUGGGGAGGGCUGGCGAGGACGGGUCUGUUGUACACGUCCUCACUUGGAGCAUGAAGUAGCUGCCAACAAAUGUGUCUGUCCAGAUAGAUUAGAUCUAGCUUGGUGCCAUGCAAAAUGAUCUCAGCCCACAGGUCUUCCAGCCAUUGGAGGCUUCCUGACAGAGAUGGAGUUUGCUCUCCUCCUCUUGGCUGUAACAAGGUGAGCAGAGCCCUGCCUCAGGUUUCAAACUGCCUGUGGAGAUAAUCCGUGCCCCUCCAGCUGUGCUGAACCUGUUAACGGGCAUGAUGAUGGCUUUCCCUGACGUGAAUCUGGCUUUCUCUGCCCAAGGAGGCCAAGGCCAUAUGCCACUUACUCCAUGGCGUUGGCUUUCUUGGCCAGCACUUUGGUAGAGAAGGGCUGAGCUCAGUCCUUGCCAUUCACCCUCAUCCCUCUGCUCUGCUGUGCAUUACCUGGACAAGGUUUCCCUGCAGGUUCACCCCAGUCCUCCACCCACUUUCACCCGAGCUUUAUUGUCACCCAGAGCAUCUUCCCAAGUGUUCAUCUCAUGGAGGUGGUGCAUCUCGAUAUACUCUUGCCAUGAGCUGAGCCCCAUGCAGGGCUUUGCUGUCUGUAGAGACUACACAUGGAUGCGUAGCUGGAAAGUCUCCGUUUGCUGGUAAAUAACUCCCAUUCCGGUCUUCUGCAGGAGUUUCAGGGAGGGCUCUGCUGGGUGGAAGAUGGGUGGGGUGGCUUGGCAAUUACAAACGUGUGGGUGGUUCCCUUUAUCCAGCUUGUGUUGCUUUCACUUUUUCUAGCCCAGAGGCUACAAUUGAGACAGUAUUUAGAGCAGCGCUGCCCUGUCAGUUGGUGCUUAAUGCCCUAAUAAUAUUACAUUUGUUUAGCCCAUUGCACUUCAAACCUUAAGUUGUUUCUUUUGUCUCUGAGCAUUUAAUAGCUGUUGCUAUUGAGCUGUCCAGUGACACACAGGGCUUUUUCCAGUGUGCUUAUAGAUGAUAGUGAAUUUGGCGAUACGCAGGAGUAGGUCAGAUGGUCCCUACGGUGUGCGUGAACUUCCAUUUAUCAACACUACGUUUCCCUUGCAGCAAGACUGGUCUCUGUUAGCAGUGAAUUCCCUCUGCAGCUCCCUACAGCCUCUCUCAUCGACUAACCCAGAUAAUCCUCUGCUAUCUGCCACAUCUCAGUAGAUCUAUUAAACACACAAAAGUUCUGAUGUCCUUGUGUGUAACCAGGGUAGGUUGCAAGAUUUUAAAUCCCCCAGUGCAGGA